This is a messenger RNA of Dentiscutata heterogama, 306 nucleotides long. The record is from the annotation of a GenBank genome assembly. NCBI's taxonomy places the organism in Eukaryota, Fungi, Glomeromycota, Glomeromycetes, Diversisporales, Gigasporaceae.
AUGACGAGAAGCUAUAUGAACCUGUGGGAUGAUGCUUUGAACUUUACGGAUAAUGACAAUAUGAAAGGACGUGAUAAACCUGUUGAAAGUAAUAAUAAUCCGCAAAUUAAUGAUACGUUGUUGAACAGCUCUAAGCAACCAAUGAACUCAACUCAUCUACUCCAAACUACGAUGAACCCUUUGGCCAGACAACAAGGAUCCCAAUUAAAAACAGUCAGUAGAGCCUUCGAGACUAAUAAUAUUGUGGGAACGAAAAGGUUGGCUGUUGUUGGUGCCUAUCUUUCGGGUUUGGCUGUGUUUUGGUAG